Molecule: messenger RNA, 1659 nt
Organism: Penicillium antarcticum
Lineage: Eukaryota; Fungi; Ascomycota; Eurotiomycetes; Eurotiales; Aspergillaceae
Exons: 4
Coding region: 1-1659 (552 amino acids)
Biological process (GO): cellular response to glucose starvation; regulation of mitotic metaphase/anaphase transition
Molecular function (GO): protein serine/threonine phosphatase inhibitor activity
Source: RefSeq, a predicted model, not a curated record
AUGGCUGACAACCAAAUCCCAACCGAAGGGUCCGACGCCUCCUUGAACAACAAUGACUCGGCCAUUGCAUCCUCGCGCUCCAGCACCGAUUCCCGAACCUCCACACGAAAUCUCCGCGUUUCACACAUGCCCGCCCCGAACCACCAGCACAGACAAAGCUUGAGUGAAUCCCUUCGCGGACCACCCGGAUCUCCCCGAGCACGCCGGCAGCCAUCCCUCACCCAAUCAGCCAUUCAGAGCCUCAUCGACAAUCCCCCGCCACCCAAGCCGAGUGACCCUGCGUUUAUCGGCCGGGAUUGGCGAGAGAUCUCAAUUGGAGAGUUGGUCAGCCCGGAUGACCUUAAGUUUGUGGAGCUUGAUACGGGCAUUGAAGAUGCUACAAACAUCUUGAUUGAUUCCGGUGCGGCCGUGCUUUUGAUCCGCGAAACUCCUGAAGCCACCUCUGCUGUCGGCACAUUUGAUUAUGCAGAUCUGAAUUCAUAUCUCCUGCUAGCGGCAGGAUUGACCUCCCCCGAUGCAGCACACCUAGCAUCUUACGAAGAGCUUGCCAAGAAGGCCCACGAUGGUGUGCCUAUUCCGCUACGAGAUGUCAAGAAAUUUGGCAUGGAGAAAGAGCCACUGAUCAAUCUGCCUGCGUCGGCAAAUGUGUUGACGGCUGUUGAGACCUUUGGUGGGGGUGUUCACCGCGUCGUUGUGGUCAAUGAGUCCAACCCCCAAGAGGUGGUUGGAAUCUUUAGUCAGUUCCGACUUGUUAAAUUCCUUUGGGAGAAUGGCCGGAGCUUCCCUGUCAUUGAGGAACUCUACACCCAAGCUUUGCGCGAGCUGCGCAUUGGAUCUCAAGAAGUGAUCUCUAUCAACGGCGACAAACCUCUUCGUGAAGCUCUACAUGUCAUGAAUAAUGAAGGCGUAUCAUCCAUCGUCGUGGUUGAUAGCCACAUGAAUGUCCUCGGCAACAUUUCGACAGCAGACGUCAAGCUUCUGACUCGGUCAUCUUCAUUGCCGCUUCUUCACAAUACCUGCACCCAUUUCAUUUCGGUCAUCCUGUCUACACGAGGACUGAUUGAAGGCAAAGACUCAUUUCCUGUCUUCCACGUCAAUCCAGGGUCGACACUGGCCCAUACAGUUGCGAAGAUUGUGGCAACUAAAUCACAUCGACUCUGGAUCACUGAUCCAAUGUCCCCAUCCUCCUCAGGACCACCAACCCCAUCGCAUUCUGCUGCCCACGUCCCUCUUCCCUCUAGCAUAAGCCAGCCAGCUGCAGGAUCGCACAUCACAAACUCACCUCCAGCAUCUCCUCUCCCUCCACCAUUGACCCCUACAGCACAGCCCUCUCAAUACAUAGCACCACACCACCCUGCGCCUCCUCUAGCCUUCGCAUCCACAACCCUAGGCUCUCAUUCUACUGCAGGGGUGACCGCGCCGCCACCACUCACCCAUUCAAUUCCCGCUUCAGCACUAGAUGGAGCCCGACUUUCUGGACGCCUAGUUGGAGUCGUGAGCUUGACUGAUAUUUUGAAUCUACACGCCCGAGCUAGCGGACUGAGUCCAGCUGAUCCAGCCGAGACUCGUAACCGCCGUCGACGCAGUAGCUCGUCGAGUUUAAGUGUUCGCCGCAGUGGUGAUAUUGGCCGGGAGCUAUUCAGCCGCGGUGGUAUGUAA